GAUGAGCAGCUCAUUAAAGCCUGAAGCUCAGAGCGUCUCUGCAGCAGCUCCCUCCAUCCGAACCGCAGCCGCCACAAGCCGAACCAUGUCGAAAAAGGAGGAAAAACCGGGAGAGGAGAAGGCAGAACCUGAAUCUAACUGGAAACACCUCAUCUAUAAUCCAAAUACAGGGGAGUUUGUGGGUCGCACUGCCAGCAGCUGGGGCCUCAUCUUGCUCUUUUAUUUGGUCUUCUAUGGCUUCCUGGCUGGAAUGUUCACUCUGACGAUGUGGGCCAUGCUUCAGACUCUGGAUGAGAACGUCCCUAAAUAUAGCGACCGCGUCGCCUCCCCAGGGUUGGUCAUCAGGCCAAAGUCGAUGGAAAUCGUCUACAACAGAUCAGAUCCCUCACAGUAUCAGGAGUUUGUGCAGCAUCUGGAGACCCUUCUGCAGCAGUAUAAUGACUCGGAGCAGGCGAAGAACGAGCUGUGCUUGGCGGGUCAGUAUUAUGAGCAGGACGGUUCCGAGCAGAAGAAGGUGUGUCAGUUCAGGAGGAGUUCUCUGGGGCUCUGCUCUGGCCUGCAGGACUCCAGCUUCGGCUACAGAGACGGACGACCCUGCGUCAUCGUCAAAAUGAACAGGAUUAUUGGUCUAAAGCCAGCUGGAGAUCCAUUUAUUAACUGCACAGCGAAGGGGGAGAAUCUGGUGAUUCAGUAUUUUCCGCAGGAGGGCCGCAUUGAUAGGAUGUACUUUCCUUACUACGGAAAAAAGGCACACGAGGGGUACGUUCAGCCUCUGGUUGCGGUGAAGCUGCAGCUGAAGAAGGAAGAUUACAGUAAGGAUAUGAUGGUGGAGUGCAGGGUGGAGGGCUCGAACCUCAAAAACAACGACGAUCGGGACAAAUUCCUCGGCCGCGUCGCCUUCAGGGUGCUGGUGACCGAGUAACACCAACAGCCAGAGCUGCCGUCCUCCGCUAGAGCCCGACCGAUAUGACAUUACUAUCACUGAAACCGAUUAGUAUAUGAGGACCUGACAAAGUUUAUGUUAAAGAGGAAUUCCACCCAAAUUUCUACAUAAUUCAGUGGUAGUUCGGCUAAUUUCUUUACAGUGGUGGUGAUAGGAACCAGAG
Messenger RNA from Colossoma macropomum (tambaqui), 1106 nucleotides. It is a transcript of the gene atp1b3a, whose product is annotated as ATPase Na+/K+ transporting subunit beta 3a. The record is from RefSeq and is a predicted model, not a curated record. Lineage: Eukaryota; Metazoa; Chordata; Actinopteri; Characiformes; Serrasalmidae. Gene Ontology annotation, biological process: potassium ion import across plasma membrane; sodium ion export across plasma membrane; intracellular sodium ion homeostasis. Gene Ontology annotation, molecular function: ATPase activator activity. The transcript is spliced from 7 exons. The coding region runs from base 2 to 922 and encodes 306 amino acids. Gene Ontology annotation, cellular component: sodium:potassium-exchanging ATPase complex.